ACUUCACAAAAAUCGAAAGCCACAUCCCUAUUAUCUUUAUCAAAAGCCUCACUUUAUUUCUCGUCAGUUUUUCGAAUCUGUUAUACGCGCAGAUACGAUAGAGUAAUCUUGGGGCUUCCCACGCCACUGUCACAACAAACAAACGCAAAAAUUAAAACGGGAAAAAGAUGGGCUUCUGAUUGAUCCUGCGAAUAGAUAAGUUUACGGAGCAAAAACCAUGGGAGACCUAGGGGAAGUUCUGUGUUGGGGGUUUAUUUGCCGAUUAUGCUCAAAGAUGCAUCGGGAUGUAAUGUUCAUAACCGAUGGUAGUGAUAGUGAUUUGAUGGAUAGAAUCAACGCCUACUUACCCGUCUCGAUUACUCCGACGGAUCCAUUGCCCAAGACUAUAUGUGGAUCGUGCAAUCAGAAGAUCAAACAGCACCAUCAACUGAUGGAACAGAUUCAGAGAGUACAGCAACGGUUUCAGGAGAUGCGCGAUGAAGAGCUGGCCAAGAUGAAGGCUGCAGAGGAAAAAAAUGGCCCACAGCCAUCGACAUCAGCGAUGAACAACGAAGCAGGGCCAAGUUGCUCAAAGAUCCGGCCUGCCAUCGAUCAGGGACUGAAUGAAAAACCGCCCAAGCGGCCCCGAUUACCAACUGAUAAUGACACACAAGGUGCUGGUUCUUCAGCGAUACCUUCAACAGCAUCAACAGCAACAGUAACAGCAACCGCCAGACCCAGUAUCGCAGACUGUAAUGUAUUUUUGCUCAAUGACGAUCAGCCCGGCCCAAGCCGACCUCGAGCUAGCCGAGCCACCACCGCCACCCCCACUACCACCAACAGUGCUAAUAUCAGCGGCAGUCCUAAUGACUGCGGCGAAUCUUCUGGAAUUCCAUUUAAGCAACACCGCCCUGUGCUCGCAGCACCCACACCAAAUACAGAUGAUAGUGAUUAGCCUGACGCGGCUACGA
Anopheles darlingi is the source of this 950-nucleotide messenger RNA. RefSeq lists its product as uncharacterized. The record is from RefSeq and is a predicted model, not a curated record. The transcript is spliced from 2 exons. NCBI's taxonomy places the organism in Eukaryota, Metazoa, Arthropoda, Insecta, Diptera, Culicidae. Gene Ontology annotation, molecular function: zinc ion binding. The coding region runs from base 218 to 934 and encodes 238 amino acids. Gene Ontology annotation, cellular component: nucleus.